Molecule: messenger RNA, 4289 nt
Organism: Epinephelus lanceolatus (giant grouper)
Lineage: Eukaryota; Metazoa; Chordata; Actinopteri; Perciformes; Serranidae
Source: RefSeq, a predicted model, not a curated record
UGUGAGCCGUCACUUCUCCGAUAUCUGAUGAUACUGCAAAAGAAAUGGAAACAACUGUGAUACACUUCAUCCUUCUUGCAGUCAUCUCAGGUUUAACCAAAGGAGUUGGUGUGCUGCCUGAUGUUCUAAAUAGAGCUGUGGGAGAGACGGUGAUGUUCAACACAACACUGACUCCAUCAGAGAAACCAUUUCUAACACUGGGCUGGUCAUUUAAUGGAAAAUCUAUAAUCACUUUCAGUGGUGUAAAUACAACUGCACCAGAGUAUGAAGACAGGAUCACCCUCUUCAUGUCUACUGGAUCUCUGGAGCUCAGAAAUGUGGCUCUGAAUGACAGUGGGGUAUACAGAGUUAGCAUUUUUCCAUUUGGAGAGCCACAGAAGACAGGUGAAACCAGACUGAACGUAUAUGUGCCAGUUUCCAAUGUAAAAGCAACAGCCAGCAGCACAGACUUGGUGGAGUUCAACAGCUCGAUCUGUCUGUCCUGCUCCUCCUCUGGAUCCUCUCUGUCUUUCCUCUGGCUGAACGGCAGCUCUGAGGUUACAGCCAGCGACAGAGUCCAACUCACUGAUGGAGGCGCUACUCUCACUAUAGCUAACAUGACCCGCUGUGACCAGGGACCAUUCAGAUGUCAAGUAUCCAAUCCUGUCAGUAAUGACACCAGUGAUCCAGUAAACCUCUACAUCAGCUACGGCCCAGACAACAUUAACUUGACAAUAUCUCCAUCACAAGAAUACUAUACAGAAGGGUCAGCCAUCAUCCUGAAGUGCUCAGCUGUCUCUAGACCUCCUGCCCUGUUUCACUGGUUUCUGAAUGAAGUCCUGCUGUCUGAUACUGGAAGUUAUCUCAUACUGAUGGACAUUCAGGAGAGUCAGAGUGGCAGCUACAGCUGUCAGGCCUUUAACAGCAAAACUCUGAGAUAUGAAUCAGCUCCACCUGCAGCUGUAACUGUGCUGGUACCAGUGUCCAAUGUAAUAGCAACAGCCAGCAGCACAGACUUGGUGGAGUUCAACAGCUCUGUCCAUCUGUCCUGCUCCGCCUCUGGAUCCUUCCUCUCUUUCUUCUGGCUGAACGGCAGCUCUGAGGUUACAGAAAGUGACAGAGUUCAGCUCACUGAUGGAGGCGCCACUCUCACUAUAUUUAACGUGACCCGCUACGACCAGGGACCAUUCAGGUGUCGUGUGUCCAAUCCUUUAAGCGCUGGCAUCAGUAAUCCAGUAAACCUCUUCAUCAGCUAUGGACCAGAAAAAGUUCAAAUCACAGGUCCAAGUGAGAUACAUCUGACAGAGACCUUCACUUUAACCUGCUCUGCUGAGUCCAGACCAUCUGCCACUUACACCUGGAUACUGAAUGGGACAGAGAUACACAAUUCUGCUGUGUUCACCAAAGACAAUACUAAAUCCUCAGACAGUGGCACCUACACCUGUGAAGCUAUGAAUAAAGUGUCCAGGAGAAAGUUGUCUGCAGAUCAUGAAUUGUCUGUAAAAGAAGGGAUGUCUGGAGGUCUUUCACCUGGCGCCAUCGCUGGAAUAGUUAUCUCAGUUUUAGUGGUUGUUUCUGCAGCAGUUGUUGGAGGAUACUUUAUUUAUAAAAAUAAAAUAAAAAACAAAGCUCCACCACCUUCUGAUGAUCAAGUAAUCCACCAUGAACUACAUGUUUCUCACAACAGCCAUACUUGUAUUCCUCUCCUCAGUCUUUGCUAUGGAGCCGGAGUGCUCCCCGUCGAUCUACUUAGUGGAGUAAAAGGAGAGAGUGUGACCUUCACAACAACCGUGAAACCAACAGCGCAACCAUUUCUGGCAUUGACCUGGAGCUUCAAUGGUACCACCAAUAUAAUAACAUCAACCAGUGCAGAUGUAGUGGGAGCAGGCUAUGAGAACAGGAUCACCCUGGAUAAAUCUACUGGAUCUCUGGUGCUUAGAAACCUGACUGAAAAAGACAGCGGAGAAUACGAGUUAAUCAUCAUCCCGUAUGGAGCCGGACAGAUUCAAGGAACUGCUAAGUUGGAGGUGCUGAAGAGAAGGUACACACCAGUCUCCAAUGUGGUUGUAACUCCCAGCAGCACAGACUUGGUGGAGCUCAGCAGCUCUGUCCGUUUGUCCUGCUCCUCCUCUGGAUCCUCUCCCUCUUUCCUCUGGCUGAACGGCAGCUCUGAGGUUACAGCCAGUGACAGAGUUCAGCUCACUGAUGGAGGUGCCACUCUUACCAUUGUCAGUGUGACCCGCUAUGACCAGGGACCAUUCAGGUGUCAAGUGUCCAAUCCUGUCAGUAAUGGCACCAGUGAUCCAGUAAACCUCUCCAUCAGCUCACCAAUAUCCAAUGUAACGGUAAAUGCCAGCACGACAGAAAUUUUGGAGUCCAGCAGCAGCUCUGUCAGCCUGUCCUGUUCAGCUUCUGGUUCCUCUCCCUCUUUCCUCUGGCUGAACGGCAGCUCUGAGGUUACAGCCAGCGUCAGAGUUCAGCUCACUGAUGGAGGCUCCACUCUCACUAUAGUUAACAUGACCCGCUAUGACCAUGGACCAUUCAGGUGUCAUGUGUUCAAUCAUUUCAGUAACAGCACCAGCGAUCCAGUAAACCUCCUCAUCAUCUACGGCCCAGAAAAUAUCAAUCUGACAAUAUCUCCAUUGCAAGAAUUCUAUGACGAAGGCACAGACAUCACUUUGAUGUGCUCAGCUGACUCCGGACCCCCUGCCUUGAUUCACUGGUUUCUAAAUGGAGACCUGCUGUCUGAUACUGGACCAGAGCUCAGACUGGUGAACAUUCAGAAGAGUCAGAGUGGGAACUACAGCUGUCAGGCCUUUAACAACAGAACUAGGCCUAUGAGAAAUCAAACAUCGCAGACUGCAGCCAUCUCUGUACUAAAAUCACUAAUAACUGGAGCCACCAUCCGCAGCCCUGCAGCCAUCUUGAUAGAAGACAGAAGCUCCACCAACCUGAGCUGCGAGGCCUCCGGUUCCAUCAGCACCAGAGUGUGGACGAAGGAUGGCCGGCCGCUUUAUCCGAAUGACAGAGUCAGCUUCUCCAUGGACAACAGGACGGUCUUCAUGCAGCCUGUUCACAGCUCCAACCACGGCACCUACCAGUGUCGACUCAGCAACCCAGUCAGCACCAUGACCGCGACCCACGAUCUCACUGUCAACUUUGGACCACAUAACAUAUCAAUUACUGGACCAUCAGCAGCAGCACCCGGCCGCAGAGUCACCCUACAGUGCACAGCAGACUCUGUCCCUCCAGCAAACUUCAGCUGGACGUUCAACAGCAAUGAGACACAUGUUAACACCUCCAUGUUUGUCAUAGAGAGGCUGGGGACAGAGAGCAUUGGCAAUUACACCUGCACUGCCAGAAACAUGGUGACCAUGCUGGAAAACUCCACAGUUCUGAAUCUGAGAGCAUCCUGCACUGCUCCCUGCUGGUCGUUUUCACUGCUGCUGCUCAGUGCGCUGACUCUGAGAGGGUUACUGUGAGAGGAAGAGGCAGAGACUUUGGUGCUCAAGCUCAAAGAGGAAACUCUCACCCUGGAAAAAAGAUUUCUCUCUCAUGUUAAUUAAAUACUCUUUUGGAGAUGUAUGAGUGCAAAUAAACACCUGUGUGUUCACAUGUGGUUUCACAAAUAAUAGUAACAUAAAUGCUUUUUACAUAGUCAUUUAUACUGCAGAAAUAUUCACCUGUUUUAUAUAAAAACACACAGAGGGUUACAGUUAAUGAAACUUUUGUUAUGGAAGAAAAUGAACACUUUUUUUACAGGCAGCAAACAUAUUUUUAGAAAUACUUUGUGACCUUUUUUAAUAUAUACAGAAGCUGUUGUGUGAAAUUCCCCUUUCUGGGUGACAAAAGGUUCAGCAGUUUUGCUUCACAGUUACAAACCUCGUGAUCCUAACCCUGACCCAGUUUUAUUACAGCCCCAGUCACUGCGUAUGACACGCUGAAGAGUUUCCACAGACCACACCUCUCCUGAUUCAUCAAACAAUCAGACUGAAUGAGCAACUCUUGAUGGAGUUUGAUAUAAUUACAUCAGGGUUUGUGUAUUUAAAAUUAUGUGGGUGAUAAUAUAUAAGCAUGAUUGUUCCAUGUCAUUCAGUUUUUUCCUGGUAUGUCUAACUGUACAUAGUGCAACUUGUAUUAUUCAAAAUUAUCUGUGAAUAAAAAUAUUAAAUUUGCAGGUACUGUGAUAAUGUGGCUGAAAAAUGGCGGGAUAGAUUUACAAGAUGCGACAAAUGUUUAGUCUAGUUUGUGCCAAAAUAUCAUUCAUGUUUACAGCAUGGAAUAAAUUUACUGCCUUUUAAUUGAGAAAA